Staurois parvus is the source of this 369-nucleotide messenger RNA. The record is from the annotation of a GenBank genome assembly. NCBI's taxonomy places the organism in Eukaryota, Metazoa, Chordata, Amphibia, Anura, Ranidae.
UGCCUCAUCAUUGGUAUUAAGCAGAGAAAUAGUACCCCAUCAUCCAUAUUAGGUGGAGUAACAGUGCCUCAUCAUUGGCGUAGUGGUAGGAGUGGUGUCUUAUUAAUGUCAGUCAGAGGAAUAAUGCCCCAUUAUUGGGGUCAGUGGGAAGAACAGUGCCCCAGCAUUGGGGUCAGUGGAACAGUGCCCCAUCAUUGGGGGCACUGGGAGGAACAGUGCCCCAUCGUUUGUGUCAUUCGGAGGAACAGUGCCCCAUCAUUGGGGUCAGUGGGAGGAAUAGUGCCCCAUCAUUGGGGGCACUGGGAGGAACAGUGCCCCAUCCUUUGUGUCAUUCAGAGGAACAGUGCCCCAUCACUGGGGUCAGUGGGA